Aureobasidium melanogenum CBS 110374 is the source of this 918-nucleotide messenger RNA. RefSeq lists its product as uncharacterized. Gene Ontology annotation, molecular function: dioxygenase activity. NCBI's taxonomy places the organism in Eukaryota, Fungi, Ascomycota, Dothideomycetes, Dothideales, Saccotheciaceae. The transcript has a single exon. The annotation marks the transcript as partial. The record is from RefSeq and is a predicted model, not a curated record. Gene Ontology annotation, biological process: DNA repair; DNA alkylation repair. Gene Ontology annotation, cellular component: nucleus.
GACAAGAUCGGAAGCGGCGAUUCAAAGAUACUCUACAACCUGCUCGAGCCUGAAGCUGCUAAGGUAGCCUUUCAGGACUUGUUCUCCGAAGUUCACUGGCAGCGCAUGUAUCAUGCUGCCGGCGAAGUGCCACGAUUAGUAUGCUGCCAAGGCGACAUCAGUGACGCUGACGGCAGUAUGCCCGUCUAUCGACACCCCUCGGACCAAUCGCUUCCCCUUGUACAUUGGAGCCCAGUCGUCACCAAGAUCAAAGAGAAGGCUGAAGAAAGAGUCGGACACAAGCUGAAUCAUGCUUUGAUACAGCUGUACCGAAGCGGACAAGAUCAUAUUUCUGAACACUCGGACAAGACGCUGGACAUUGUGCAUGGCAGCAAGAUCGUCAAUGUCUCGCUCGGUGCUCAGCGCACUAUGCGGCUUCGUACUAAGCGUCCCACAGCCUUGCAGGAUCCUGGAUCGAGUCACGACAAACAGAGAUCCCGCGACACAACGCCCACACCCGAUGCGCAGCUAAACGCCGAAGACGGUCGAUCUCGCGUGACACAGCGAAUUCCCAUGCCGCACAACAGUAUGUUCGUCAUGGGUCUGGAGACGAAUGGGUCUUGGCUGCAUGGUAUCAUGCCUGACAAGCGACCGGCUGCAGAACACAUUCCUGCCGAGUCCGCAUAUGGCAACAUGCGCAUCUCCAUAACUUUCCGGCUCAUCGGCACUUUUCUGUCAGCCGACUCGAAGCUCAUCUGGGGACAAGGCGCUGUUGCGAAGCAAAAAUCGGAGGCCAGACCGACCAUCAAUGGCAAUCUUGAAGAGAGUCAAAGACUCAUCAACGCUUUUGGAGUUGAGAAUCAAGCCACAGCACCCGACUGGAACAGCAUCUAUGGAUCGGGCUUCGAUGUCCUGCACCUCAACUCUGAGCUGCCCGAA